Messenger RNA from Vicugna pacos (alpaca), 968 nucleotides. RefSeq names its product olfactory receptor 4K3. Gene Ontology annotation, biological process: G protein-coupled receptor signaling pathway. Lineage: Eukaryota; Metazoa; Chordata; Mammalia; Artiodactyla; Camelidae. Gene Ontology annotation, molecular function: G protein-coupled receptor activity; olfactory receptor activity. Gene Ontology annotation, cellular component: membrane. The record is from RefSeq and is a predicted model, not a curated record.
CCUUCUCAAAAUCAGAGUGAAUGGCCUGGAAUAAUCAGUCAGUUGUAACUGAAUUCAUCCUAUGGGGUCUCUCCAGUUCUUGGAAAGUCCAGGUCUUCUAUUUCCUGUUUUUCUCUGGGGUCUAUGCAGCCACUGUACUGGGGAACCUCUUCAUUGUUCUCACCAUCGUGUCAGAGCCACGCCUUCACUCCCCCAUGUACUUCCUGCUGGGCAAUCUCUCCUGCAUUGACAUGUCUCUGGCCUCCUUUGCCACCCCCAAAAUGAUUGCAGAUUUCCUCAGUGAGCACAAAGCCAUCUCGUUUGAAGGCUGCAUCACCCAAAUGUUCUUCCUACAUCUCUUAGGGGUUGCUGAGAUUGUGCUGCUGAUAUCCAUGUCUUUUGAUAGUUACGUGGCUUUAUGUAAGCCUCUAUGUUAUUUAACCAUCAUGAGCCAGAGAACGUGUGUGGGGCUUGUGACUCUUUCCUGGAUUGUUGGCAUCUUCCACACUAGGAGUCAGUUAGCAUUCACUGUGAAUCUGCCCUUCUGUGGACCCAACGAAGUGGAUAGUUUCUUUUUUGAUCUCCCCUUGGUGAUUAAACUCGCCUGCGUAGACACAUACAUUCUGGGAGUGUUCAUGAUCUCAACCAGUGGCAUGAUUGCCCUGGUAUGCUUUCUCCUCUUGGUGAUCUCCUACACAUUCAUCCUGGUCACCAUGAGGCAGCGUUCCUCUGGUGGGUCCUCCAAAGCCCUCUCCACUUGCAGUGCCCACUUCACUGCUGUGACUUUUUUCUUUGGCCCGUGCAUUUUCAUCUGUGUGUGGCCUUUCACAAAUUUUCCAAUAGACAGAGUGCUCUUGGUAUUUUAUACCAUUUUCACUCCCCUCUUGAAUCCAGUAAUCUAUACUCUCAGAAAUAAAGACGUCAAGGAUUCCAUGAGAAAACUUAGCAGCCGUGUCUUUAAGUCUAGGAAGACUGCUCAUACCCCUUGA